This is a messenger RNA of Misgurnus anguillicaudatus (oriental weatherfish), 2644 nucleotides long. NCBI's taxonomy places the organism in Eukaryota, Metazoa, Chordata, Actinopteri, Cypriniformes, Cobitidae. The record is from RefSeq and is a predicted model, not a curated record.
UUAAAGCCACACCCUUUGCCAUAUUUAAGGCACAAAUCUUGAGGAAAAAGUACAUUUUGGAGCAACACACCUGAUCAUCAUGAAGUCGUUUUAUACAUUGAUUGUUUUAUGUAGCAUCGCUGCAGUUACUGCUGCGUUCAUCCGUCCCAGUAACGGCCUUCGUGAAUGCCGUAAAAAUCAAACUUUAACAGCACUAGAGGUGCUCCCAGGUGGAGGCUGGGAUAACCUGCGAAACAAAGACAUGGGACGUGUGAUGAACCUGAGCUAUUCCCAGUGUCAGACUACAGAAGAUGGUGCUUAUCUCAUACCAGAUGAAGUCUUUGUCAUUCCACAGAAAAUAAGCAUACUGGAACCUCAAUCUGAGAUCAUCAUGUCGUGGCUGAAACAGAAAAGCUGUACCUCAAGGUCCAUCAAUGCUGAUGCUUCUUUCUUUUCUAUGCUCAAUGGAAAAUUCUCAGAGGAACAUAAACAAAUCAAAACACAUCAAGUGAAAGAGAAUUCAGUAACAUCCAGAGUUCAAGUACGCAACCACCUGUAUACAGUAAAUGCAUUUCCUGACUUCACUCUGGACUUGCGCUUUGUUCACCAGGCAAAGAAAAUCGCAGACGCUAUUGAGAACAAGCAGACCCGUCAAGCAACAUAUCUGUCAGAGAAACUCAUACUUGAUUAUGGUACUCAUGUUAUCACAAGUGUUGAUGCUGGUGCCAUUUUGGUGAAGGAGGACUAUUUAAAAUCUACGUACGUCUCUACCAGUGAGUCCGACAUGUCUUCUGUGUCUGCAUCUGCAGGCUUUAACUUUUUUAGCAAAGUUAAUUUUGAUUUCGGAAGCAAAGAAUCCCAGCAAACCUCUGAAACAGUCGCGUACCAGGAAAACAUCACAUAUUCUAUAGCUCAGAGCUAUGGAGGGGCUUUGUUUUACCCAGGCCUCACUCUGCAAAAAUGGCAAGAAAGCACACACAAUAAUCUGGUGGCUAUUGACCGCUCUGGUCUGCCACUGCACUAUUUUCUUAAUCCAACAACAUUUCCAGAGCUUCCAAUACCAACAGUAGUAAAACUUUAUUUAUCAGUCAAACAGGCUGUAGAGCGUUAUUACAAAAUAAAUACCAUUCCAGGAUGUAUAGAUCCAAAAUCAAAAAAUUUCGACUUUCAGGCCAAUGUGGAUGAUGAAUCCUGUAAAGGUCCAGUAACCAGUCUGAGCUUCGGUGGCAUGUACCAAAUAUGCACUCCAUUGACCUCAGAAGGAAAUGUCAUCUGUGAUGAGCUAGCACAAAAAAAUCCAGCCACUGGUGACUAUUCAUGCAGUCAACAUUACAACACGUUCCUAUUACACUCUGAGACAGUAGAACGUGGUUAUAAUACAUAUGACUGUCAAGAACAUUGUGCAUCAUGGUGUUUAUUUGACUGUUGUGAAACAACAUGUGGAAAUACAUAUCAUGUCCGUAGUGCACAAAUAAACAGCUACUGGUGUUCUACAACUGAAGAAGUCCCUGAAUACUCUGGAUACCUCUUUGGAGGUAUAUUUGGACCUUCUUUAGAAAACCCCUUGACCAAAUCACAUGGCUGCCCUUCACACUACAUUGGCCAAAGAUUUUUGUCUAAUGGCAUGAUGGUUUGUCUGAGCAAGGAAUAUGAGAAAGGAACACAAUAUUCUGUGCCUUUUGGUGGCUUCUUUAGCUGCAGCUCUGGCAACCCUCUUGCAUUGGGUCAGUACCGCUGUCCACCUCAGUAUAGCCAACAUCUUGCUGCCAUAAGCGAUGGAUGUCAGGUAUUGUACUGUGUAAUGUCUGCCGCAUUCACUGGUGGACAGUUAAAGCCUGUUCAUCUCCCUCCAUUUACAAGACCACCGCUAGUCAGCAUGAUGUCAACAAAAACUGUAGCUGUAAUGACAGAAGGUAAUCAGACCUGGGUAAGAAUCGGAGAAACUAAGACAUGGAGGCUGGUAGGGCCGGAUGAAGUUAAUCAUAUAGUCAGAAUGUAUGAUGGGUCUUCUAGCCAGAUGUCUGGAGGUGAAAAGGCAGGUAUAGUUUGUGGUGUAAUGACGCUGAUUGUUGUUUUGGUAUCCGGAGUUGUAUUUUUCAUGAAAAGGAGAAGGAAGUCUUCAUUUAGGGCUGGUAGAGGAUAUGAAGAAAUUCAUUGUGAAGGUGUAGAGAGUCCAAGAAAUCAACAGAUUGCAAAUGAAGACCCUACUCAAAAUCUCUUGGCAUAAAUGAUUUUAUAUAAUGGUCAAUUUAUUCCUCUCCUAACUAAACAUUGUUUUACUGAUUAUCACAAAUUGUGAUUUCUUUUUUAAAAUAAUAUCCCUAGUUUUAUUCUUAAUAGUAUUACAAUCAUUUGAAGACAUUAACAAGGUGAUGGGAAUUACAGUGAUGUAUAAAUUGUGGUAUUUUAGAAAAACAGUAUUGUGAUUAACAUACAGUAUGUGACAUGGCAUAUCUUUAUUCUGUUUACAUUAUUUUUAUACAUUGUGCUUAUGUGUGAAUUAACCAUUUGACUAUUUUGCAUGUUAACUGGUUUUGUCAGGUUUCUGUUCAAAAACCAAGUAAAGCUACACUACAUAAAAGUCUAACGACAUUAUUGUAUUAUGCCUUUGUAUUUGCAUUUAAAAUACUUUUAAUGCUUUAAUAAAAACAAAAGAAAACAAUGU